Molecule: messenger RNA, 3939 nt
Organism: Pungitius pungitius (ninespine stickleback)
Lineage: Eukaryota; Metazoa; Chordata; Actinopteri; Perciformes; Gasterosteidae
Gene: nrde2
Product: NRDE-2, necessary for RNA interference, domain containing
Exons: 19
Coding region: 17-3619 (1200 amino acids)
Biological process (GO): RNA processing; negative regulation of RNA catabolic process; regulatory ncRNA-mediated heterochromatin formation
Cellular component (GO): catalytic step 2 spliceosome
Molecular function (GO): protein binding
Source: RefSeq, a predicted model, not a curated record
AUGUGCGACUACCAUCAUGGCUCUCUUUCCAGCUUUUGCUGAUCUAGAGAGUGACAAAGUUGAAGAUCCGUCAAAAGAAUUGAACUGGCUGAAUAAUAAGAGUUUCCAGUCUGGUGAUGCCCUUACUCUUCACAGUCGUUUUUUUGAGAAGACCAGUGAGAGGCGGAACGAGAAAGAUUCAAGAGAUGUGAGCUCUGCAGAGGAGGAGGAGGAGAAGGAGGAGGGUGAUUUGCCACAGAAAAAGAAGAAAAAAAAGAGUGAAAAGAAGAGGAAAAAGAAGAAAAAACACAAAAAGAAGAGUGGAAGAUAUUCGGAUAGCAGUGGGACGGACUCAGAAACGGUUUUCCCCAGUGACCUCAAAAAGAAACAAGAGUCCGAUAGUCCCCAGGCGGCUCCGUUAGCAAGCUGCUUCUCCUGGUUAGAUGACCUCAAGUCACCCACGGAGCAGCCGUUCUGUGUGGACCGUAAAGCCGACCCAGCCAACUGGACGUACAAGUCCUUGUACAGAGGGGACGUAGCCAGGUAUAGGAGGAAAGGCAGCUCAUCCUUGGGCCUGGACCCCCGCAGACAGGGAGUCAGCUGGGAGGAGUCAAAUAAGAAACAGAAAGGUGGAGACAAGAAGAAAGCAGCAGACAGAUACUUCUCCUCAGUCAGUCGCCAGCUGCUGAGGUCCGAGCCCCCUGCUCACACAUUACCUAGGGUUCCUGAGUGCGGCAAGGCCAACAGCCCCACCUCCUUCCUCCCGCUGGUUGACGAUGUGGGUAACAAAGAAGGAGAGACGGGUGUCAGAGUGCAGACAUGUUCGGUCAACCCUCUGGGUGUGUAUGACUCCUCCACGGCCCUCUGGCUGCAGGGGAAGGGAAAGCAGGAGCAGACAGAGCAGCAGCGGCAGCAGCAGGACAGCGAGGCCGGGCAGAGCGAAGUGCCGUUGGCCGGGAGGACUGAAGAGUUUAACCGGCGGCUCAGAGAGCAGCCAGCAGACGCUCAGCUGUGGAUUCAAUUCAUACGAUACCAGGAUGAGCUGACUGCGACAGAGUUCGGAGGCGAGGAGGAGCAACGGGGCGGCGACGUGGCCGAGCGGUCUAAGUCUUCUUACAGAGCGGUCCUGGAGAAGAAGCUGAGCAUCGCCGAGCGCGCAGUGGCCACCAACCACGGCUGCGUAGCUCUGCAGCUGGAGAGGCUCAGGAUCUGCCAAGAGCUUUGGGAGCCCUCUCUUCUGGCUAAAGAAUGGAAGAAACUGGUGUUCCUCCACCCGAACAGUGCCCCCUUGUGGAGGGAGUAUCUGCUGUUUGCCCAGAGCUACUUCAGCAACUUCACCGUGUCGAAGGUCAACGCCGCGUACGGGAAGUGCCUGAGCACGCUCAGUGCGGUGCGCGAUGGCAGCAUGGUCUCUCACCCGGCCCUGCCAGGGCUUGAAGAGGAUAUGUUGGAUAUCUUCACCCAGCAGUGUCAUUUCCUGCGUCAGUCUGGUCACUCUGAGAAGGCGGUUUCUCUCUUUCAGGCUAUGAUCGACUUCACUUUCUACAAACCAGACAGUGUACGAAAACUGUCCACCAAGCAGCAGGCUGAGUUCUUUGAGCCGUUCUGGGACAGCGGGGAGGAGAGGGUUGGAGAGUUGGGUGCCAGAGGCUGGAAAGCCUGGAUGCUCCAGCAGGAGCGAGGAGGGUGGCUACAGCCCAGUGUAGAGGAAGAAGAAGAGGAGGAAGAGGACGAGGAGGAGGUGAAGGAUCGGAGCCAGCCCAGAUGGACGGUCUGGUUGGAAGUGGAGCCGUCUCGUGAAGCAGCUCACUGGCUGCCCUGGAGGCCCGACAAGGCCAAGGGGCAGUCGGAAGUGGAUUGUGAGGACCCGGACAGACAGGUGUUGUUCGAUGACAUCGGCCCAUCCCUGAUCUGUCUGUCUUCACCGGAGCUCCAGCUCCGUCUUCUUCUCCGUUUCGUCUCCUUCUUGGGGCUGCCUGUGGACUCUGUGCUCUCUGCUGACCCCUGUCAGCCGGGCCUGCUGCUGGAGAACCUUUCUCUGUUCACUCAGGGUAAUGACCUCAAACGUCCUCUGACCUCACACAACCUACCUGACCCUGGGAUCAACUCUGUGGGUCACACGACCACUCUCCAGGGAACGAGGAAGUGGGUGGGGCUUGGGAAGCAGGGCGAGAGGUUUGUCACCAAUGUCUUCAGAGGGGUCCAACCUGUCCUUCCUGCCCACCACCGUGCCACUCUGUCACUCAGCUGGAUGCAGUACGAGAGACUCAAGGUCUUGCGCUGCUUGCAUGGCGGCAACAAAAAGCGUCUGCGCUCUCAGGGCAAGAGCAGCAAGCGGGUUGCCAAGCAACUCCUCAAAGAACCCGACAACCGCUCGUCGUUGGUGCUGUGGCAGGAGUACGGCCACCUGGAGUGGAUGCUGGGCAACCUCGAGGAGGCUCGCAAAGUCUUCUCAACGGCCACGGAGAUAGUCGGAACCCAAGGGCUGAAGAGCCCCGCCCUCUGCGAGCUGUGUUUGCUGUGGGCCCAGCUGGAGGUGGAGGACGGCUCGAGUGUGCGAGGGGGGGGGCUAGCAGAUGUCACCGUGUCCCCAGGGGUCUGCAUACUAACCAGGCUAGCAGAGGGGACCUCGUCCUCCUCCAUGUCCCUCACUCCGGUUUCUGUCCUGAAAGCCAGGAAGUCGUAUGAGCAGGCUCUGACUGCCGGCCUGGCAGCUCUGAACCAAAGCCCCCCCAACCCUCCAAACGACACAAAAGGUCACGAGGACCUGCUAGGAGAGAAGCUGAGGCUGAGAGGCCUGAUAAGCUGCUACGCUCUCUUCCAGUACCUCACGGUGGGCAUCAAAGCCGCCAACUCCGUCUACAGUGAGGCCCGGGAGAGGACGGACGAGCUGCACCGCGCACUGACUCAGCUCAACCGCAAGGAGGAAGCCAACCUUGCCAGCACCGGUGCCAGCCAGGCUGAGGACUCCAGCCAUAGGCGCAGGCGCUAUGUUAACAGGCUGGCCUCGGAGUGUGAGGCAUUAGCUGUGCAGCAGGUGGCGUUGCUUAGGUACCACAACAGCGUCAGUGUGUUUCCACUGGCGACACUGAGACAAACGCUGACCUCCGCCCUCGCCGCCUGGCCGACUAGCGCCCGGCUCUGGAGCAUUUAUAUACAGGUGGAGAACCGUUACCAUAGUGCUGGUCGGGCGCGCCGCUUCUUUCAUUCUGUAACCAGGGACAACAGCAGCGUGGUGCCACGCCUCUUUGCUAUUGUUGCAGAACAACAGAGGAAGCAGCUGGUGGAUGCUGCUCAGAGGUCAUGUGGCCAUGAUGCAGCCUUGCCCAUCUUGCCAGAGAAUGGCCUCAGCAACCGUAUCCGUGGAUUGUUUGAAAACGCCAUAGCAACAGAGAUGGGGUCUCACUGUCCUUUACUUUGGAGGAUGUACAUGUACUUCCUGGUGUCGGAAGGGAAGGUGGAUAAAGCCACAGGGAUCUUCUACAAGGCCUUACAGAAUAUUCCCUGGGCUAAGGGUCUCUACAUGGACGCAGUGAAGCUGUUCCCUGAGCAUCUGCAGGAGUUUGUAGAUCUGAUGACGGAGAAGGAACUCCGACUAAGACUUCCUCUAGAAGAACUAGAUAUAUUGCUGGAGGACUGAAAACACACACAUAUCUCAUUCAAGAACAUGAGUUGGUCUUACCGGCGACAUGCCUAUGUCGGCACACUUGAUGGCAAGAAAAAGAAACAAACAUUCUGACACCCGGAUGCAUGCACACACAUUUAAAGAGUGUAUUAAUGAUUAUCCUUUGUACAUGGGUUUUAGUACCAGACACUGUUAAUAAAUGCAUUAUUCUAAUUCAUGUAAUGUGUGCUCUGUAAGUUUGUAAAUGCAUACCUUUUUAAUGCAUUCAUACUGAGGUUAAGGGACAGUGAAAUAUAUGUUGAAAGUUGACAUGACAUGUUUUAUAUUAGAAGUGA